CCCAGCACGACUUCAGAGCUCGGUCCAAAACCGUAUAGUUUACUACAGUACCGGAAGUACCCCCAGGUGGCAUAGCUGUAAUUUUGGCUCAGUAUUUAGGACGGUAAUUUGCGGGUUUCGGACGGAACCUAGCCCAGGAGUGGCUGUGUGAGGAACCAGUUCUGGGUGUGAACUUUACGCUUACAAGAGAACUUCCCUUUCCAACCUUACAGACGCGCCUGUGAAAAACAUUUCGGCUUCCGUAGCUGAAGUAGCUCAUAGUGUAGACUUUUUUUUUCCAGGCUUAAUUUUAAUUACUUAAUAUUUUUUUAUUGAUUUUCAUUCCGUGUUUUUCUUUUUUCAGGCGACACUAGGUUCCGACUCGAGGCGACGGGGGGAGAAGCGCGUUAAAGAGGAAAUGUCACGGAGUUUUAAUUAACUGUCAGGACGAAUAGAACGCCUGUUAGCUUCUCUGUUAGCGCCUAGCCAGGCUACUAUGUCUUUACUCAGUGCUAAUCGUGCAGGUCUGCUAAGGUUAAUGUUAACGUUAACGUUAAUGUUAAUGAGCACGUUGUAUGUCAUUUAAAGUCCCGAGUGAACGAUAAGAAGUAAGGAGGCAUGUCCGUGUCGCUGUUUUAAACAUUAGCUCGUUGGAUUUAUUAACAUUUGGAAGCAUAACGCUAGCCGAUAGCCUCGAAGUAGGAAAUACGGUAUAACAGUGUCCACGUAUUUUGGACCUCAGAUAACUGUUUCUUAACGGCGGUCUGUUUGUUUAUCCUCAAGAAUAUUUAGGGAAGAAAGGAUUUCAUGCACAAGCUAGCACUCCGAUCAAUUUUGUUUGUAUCCUAGAUUAAUAUAUAUAUAUACAUAUAAAUCCCACAGCGGACAUGUCAGACGGGUUUGUGAGUUGAGGGGAUUGAUCGGAAAACAAAAACAAGCAUGUCCUCCAUUCAUGCCCGGCUCUGAUGAUGAUGAUCAUGAUCACGGUGAUGUUUGGUGAUCUCACGCACUUUUGUAAAUAAAGUCUGCUUCAUAUAGAUGGUUGUACGCCGGAAGAGAACUGUGUCCAAAUUCCGUGCAUUUGCGAGAAUACACUGAAUUUCAGCAGCAACAUGUCCGGAGAGAGCGGCAGCAGCAGCGGCGGAAGCAGCGGCGAGGACUCGGACCGGGAGACAAGAAAGAAAUCGUGUACCGUUAAACAUGAGAUCACUAACGCGAAUCUCACAGGACACACUGAGAAAGUUGGCAUGGAGAACUUUGAACUGCUCAAAGUGCUCGGCACUGGAGCCUACGGAAAAGUGUUCCUGGUUCGGAAGAUCAGCGGCCACGACGAAGGCAAACUUUACGCCAUGAAGGUUCUGAAGAAGGCGGCGAUCGUACAGAAGGCGAAGACGGCUGAACACACCCGGACAGAGAGGCAGGUUCUCGAACACAUUCGCCAGUCGCCUUUCUUGGUCACGCUGCACUACGCUUUUCAGACCCAGACCAAACUCCACCUUAUUUUGGAUUAUGUGAGCGGAGGAGAGAUGUUCACUCACCUGUACCAGCGCGACCACUUCUCUGAAGAUGAGGUGCGAAUCUACGUGGGAGAAAUUGUACUGGCGCUGGAGCACUUGCACAAGCUUGGCAUCGUGUAUCGGGACAUUAAACUGGAGAACAUUCUGCUGGACAGUGAUGGUCAUGUAGUGCUCACGGAUUUUGGCCUGAGUAAAGAGUUUUUGGAGGAGGAGAAAGAGAGGACCUACUCAUUUUGUGGUACCAUUGAAUACAUGGCCCCAGAAAUCAUCAGAGGAAAGGCAGGCCAUGGCAAGUCAGUGGAUUGGUGGAGUUUAGGGAUUCUCAUGUUCGAGUUGUUGACUGGUGCAUCUCCUUUCACCCUGGAGGGCGAGAGAAACUCCCAAAGUGAGGUGUCCAAGCGCAUCUUACGCUGUGAGCCCCCUUUCCCUUCUAUAAUCGGGCCGGUGGCUCAGGACCUGAUCAGGAAACUCUUGGUAAAAGACCCGCAUAAGAGACUGGGUUCUGGGCCCAGGGGAGCCGAGGACAUUAAGGGUCAUCCUUUCUUCAAGGGAUUGAAUUGGGCAGAUUUGGCAGCGAAAAAGGUUGCAAGUCCGUUCAAGCCAGAGCUGCGUAAUGAGCUGGAUGUGGGGAAUUUUGCUGAGGAGUUCACAGGCAUGGAUCCGGUCUAUUCCCCUGCUAGCACACCUCCCAGCACUGACCGUCUCUUCCAGGGCUACUCGUUCGUAGCUCCAUCCAUCUUGUUCAACAAAAAUGCGGUGAUGGGAGAUUUCCUGGACGCUCCGGUGAGCGUGGACCGACCUGGCUCUGCUACGGUUCAGCGUAGCGCCAUGUUAAAGGAGUCCCAGUUUUUCUUGCAUUACGAGCUGUGUCUUCAGGGGUCUCCGCUGGGCGAGGGCAGUUUCUCCGUCUGCAGGAAGUGCAGGCACAAGCAGAGUGGCCAGGAGUAUGCUGUUAAAAUCGUCAGCCGUAGGAUGGAGUCGAUGACUCAGAGGGAGAUCGCAGCACUUAGACAGUGUGAAUCUCAUCCGAACAUAGUUACCCUCCAUGAGGUCUACACCGAUCAGUAUCACACAUAUAUGGUAAUGGAGCUGCUGCGUGGGGGUGAGCUCCUGGAGCGGCUGAAGAGAAAGAAGCUGUUUGCUGAAGGGGAGGCCAGUCAGCUGAUGAAGAGCCUGGUGUCCGCUGUCAGCUUCAUGCAUGAGGCUGGGGUCGUACACCGAGAUCUCAAGCCAGAGAACAUACUUUUCGCUGAUGAAGCUGAGGACUCGUUGCUAAAAGUGAUCGAUUUUGGGUUUGCACGCCUGUUCCCAACGGGCAGCGCUCCGUUGCAGACGCCAUGCUUCACACUGCAGUACGCUGCGCCUGAACUUUUUCACAACUCUGGAUAUGACAAGGCGUGUGACCUCUGGAGCCUGGGAGUUAUCCUGUACACCAUGCUCUCCGGACAAGUCCCGUUCCAGAGCGGGAAGAAAGGAAUGACCUCAUCGCAUGCUGCCGACAUCAUGCACAAGAUUAAAGAAGGCGACUUCUCAUUGGAUGGCGAUGCUUGGAAAGGCGUGUCCGAGGAGGCCAAAGAUCUAGUCAGAGGUCUGUUAACAGUGGAACCUGAACUGCGACUCAAACUUUCAGAUCUGAAGGAGAACGCUUGGCUCCAAGGCGGAGGUGUUUCGUCUACUCCUCUCUGCACCCCUGACGUCCUGGAAUCCAGUGGCCCCACCGUCCGCACCUACGUCAACGCCACAUACAAGGCAUUUAACAGAGGCAAGCGAGAAGGUUUCUUCCUGAAGAGCGUAGACAACGCACCGCUGGCCAAACGCCGCAAGCUGAAGAUGACCAGCACAGGCGUGGAGACUCGCCGCAGCUCUUCGUCCUCAUCUUCCUCAUCUUCCUCCUCGGCUUCUCACGCCAAGACCCAGAUCCCGGACGACGACCCGAAACUGUGACCGCGAUCCGACACCUCAGCUCUGACGCCGUUUUGUGGCUAUCCUGAUGACUAAAUUUGGAAAGAGAGGUCAAUGAAGAGAAGCAUUAAUCGAACGAAUUCGAAUUAGAAAGACUGAACCGAGAGAGGCAGAUGUGAAAGCUUACACCCGAGACCCGAUCACCGGAGAGUCAUUUUUACCUGAACGCGACGGCUUGCGUGUGCGAAUCUACACGGGGGCCACGAUCAAGCGGCGGAUCACUGAAGCCAUUUAAAGGCUAAGCAGCUCACGGAGAGUCCUUAUUUUUUAGCGACGUGCCGCGUUUUAAUACGACGUGAGCUCUCUGAUUUGAUUGAAUGUACACAAACGUUACCUUGUGCAAUGAAGCGCGAGGUGUUUUUAGCGAGUUUUAGCAAGAAAUCUUAUUUUUCAAAAGGGAAAUGGAGAUCUAACAAGGCCAGGACAGAAAAGCCAUAUGGGAUAGAAGGGAAUGAUUUUAGAUUUAUUAUUAUUAUUAUUAUUAUUAUUAUUAUAUUAAAAAAAAAACCUAUUUGUCACUGUACAGAUCCACAUCUACAGAGAACAGCUUUAUAACGAAUCAUAUACUGUAUACGUUAGGAUGAAUAGUGAAUGUCACUGUACAAGGACGUGCUCAACGGCAAUAUAUGCAUGACGUUAUUUAUUUUUCCGAAAGAGCCGAAUCACACGAUCUUUUUUUUUUUUUUUUAAAAAAAGUCUGAACCUCAGAACUGCUAGACGCUGGAUCGGUGCUACAUCACAUAAGCAGAGGGAGGAGGGUUCGAAGAUUAAGGUGUGGCUGUGCUGUUAAAGGUGCAACAGGUAGGAAGACUUGAACAAUCCUUUUUUUUUUUAGGCUUUUAAAUAGACAGUGACCCUUUUGACCCCCCCCCCCCCCCCCGUGCUUGGUUCGUGUAACGUCUGUAGUAUUUGUUACACCUUUGUAGCAUUUUUUUCCCCCGCAGUCUCUUUAAUGAAAAGGGAGCAGUUUUGUUUUAAACUCUCGCACCUCUGCGCUUCGUCGUCUCAGUUCUGCACAUCUCGUAGUAGUGAUUCGUGUGUAAGUGUGUGCGUACUUGCAUGAAAGAAAAGAUUAUUCCCAUUCCCUUUAACACGUUGUACUUGAACAAAAACAAAAAAAAAAUUCUUCUUUGCAAAACUCCAGCUCCUCGGAAUUUUUUUUUUUUUUUUUUUAAAGGGCUUCGGCACACUCGCGUCUGAAGUGUGCGUUCUCUAACACUGUGUGAGACGGAGAGCGUCGAGAAGCUUUCACUCUUCUUCAUCAAAACACAUCCACCACCCCGCUUCCUUGCUUUUUCUGGAAAUGGACGCUUUCUCUGGAGUCUUUAACAGCGGCUGAAGAGACUCGCAAUACAGACACGGAGUAAGGAAAGGCCGUGAAGUCACCGAGAACGCUCAUUAACCGUUCAUGAGGUUGUGUGUGGCGUCGUCCCGAAACGUGGCAUCCUAUUCGUUUUCGAUGCCAAAAAUAACCCUGCAGCAAGGACACACGUGUCGUCGUAACGCGAUGACAACUUUUUGUCAAACGCACUUGGCUUCAAAGGGCCCAAAGUCGGCGUACAAAGCACUAGCGCUCUGCCGCCAUUCAUUUUCGCCUCCGUGUUUCAGACCCACGGAAAAAAAAUAGCGUGAAGAAAACACGGCUGGAGUUUUCCUUCGCUCUUCUUUGAUUUUUCAGUGUUUUAAAUGUGACGAUGCCAAACGAGUUCGAGUCCGCCCGUAUUUAAGGACACUUCCUGACUGAUGAAUACACUUUAGCAUUUUUUUAAUUUUUAUUUUCAUUCAGAUUCCUAUCUUUCUGCAUCGACGAUGUCGCACAAGUUCGAGGUCGAAACCGAUGCCGUGUUUCCAGCUUUAAAACGAAAUAGCGGCUCUCCGAUAUUUAUUACGUUUUAUUCUGCUUUGUUAUUUUUGAAUAAUGGCUACACGCUUCCUGCUCGCUUUCCUUGGGAUCUGUGCGUCUAUUUUUAGUGAUGUACUUUUUUUUUUUUUUUUUGUGUAAGGAACAUCCUGUUCUUUGCUCCUAAGAGUCCUGCACAAUGCACUAAAAACAAAAAAAAAACAAAAA
Messenger RNA from Hemibagrus wyckioides, 5526 nucleotides. It is a transcript of the gene rps6ka4, whose product is annotated as ribosomal protein S6 kinase, polypeptide 4. Bases 1092 to 3440 code for a protein of 782 amino acids. Gene Ontology annotation, biological process: protein phosphorylation; regulation of DNA-templated transcription; intracellular signal transduction. Gene Ontology annotation, molecular function: protein serine/threonine kinase activity; magnesium ion binding; ATP binding. NCBI's taxonomy places the organism in Eukaryota, Metazoa, Chordata, Actinopteri, Siluriformes, Bagridae. The record is from RefSeq and is a predicted model, not a curated record. The transcript has 18 exons.